AUGGCGAGAGUGGUUCUGCUGCCAAAACCGGCAUCAUCGUACAGGCCGAUAAGUAUUUUGCCGGUGCUGAGCAAGAUCUGGCAGCAUACGUGCAAGAUUUUAAUCGAAAGGUGCCUAGAGCGGGACCCCUUCCAUAAGGAGGAAUACGGUUUCAGGAGGCGCAGAAGCACGUUAGAUGCGCUUGAUAGAGUGCGCGGGAUUGCGGAAAUAUGUCGGAAGAAAGUGCUGGUGUGCGUUGUGGUCGCUCUGGACGUUAAGAACGCCUUUAACAUGCUUACUUGGAGGAGGACCCUUGAAGAGGUUAGAGAAAGGCAGUUACCAGGCCAGUUGGAAAUUUUAUUGAGUUCACUACCUCUCGGAGAGAAAAAUUGUGGCGUACUGCCGUAA
This is a messenger RNA of Bombus pyrosoma, 387 nucleotides long. RefSeq lists its product as uncharacterized. The coding region runs from base 1 to 387 and encodes 128 amino acids. Lineage: Eukaryota; Metazoa; Arthropoda; Insecta; Hymenoptera; Apidae. The transcript has a single exon. The record is from RefSeq and is a predicted model, not a curated record.